Lycium barbarum (goji berry) is the source of this 6804-nucleotide messenger RNA. Its product is annotated as protein CELLULOSE SYNTHASE INTERACTIVE 3-like. Gene Ontology annotation, cellular component: cellulose synthase complex. The coding region runs from base 34 to 6492 and encodes 2152 amino acids. The record is from RefSeq and is a predicted model, not a curated record. The transcript is spliced from 6 exons. Gene Ontology annotation, biological process: anisotropic cell growth; regulation of cellulose biosynthetic process. Gene Ontology annotation, molecular function: microtubule binding. Lineage: Eukaryota; Viridiplantae; Streptophyta; Magnoliopsida; Solanales; Solanaceae.
CCACAAAAGUGUCAAAGUGGAGGCUUGUUGCCAAUGUCAGACCUAUCUUCCCUUGAAUUAAGGGACAAGGAAGUGUCAUCCUCUUCUCAGAAGAGCAGGGAAUCCAAUGAAACUGCAGAAAUGGAUGAUCCGGAAAAGACACUGCCACAGGUUGCUCAACUUAUUGAUCAGCUGCAUCUGAAUCAAUCAUCUGCACACGAAAAAGAACUUACCACAGCACGUCUUCUAGGCAUUGCUAAAGCAAGGAAAGAAGCACGGCGUCUUAUUGGUUCACAUGGCCAAGCAAUGCCACUGUUCAUAUCAAUUCUCAGAAAUGGAACUCUUUUUGCAAAAGUCAAUGUAGCUUCAACCUUAACUGUAUUGUGCAGAGAUGAAGAUAUACGGUUGAAGGUGCUUCUAGGUGGAUGUAUUCCUCCUCUACUUUCACUGUUGAAGUCAGAUUCACCUGAAGCAAGGAAAGCAGCUGCAGAAGCAAUUUUUAAGGUGUCACCUAGUGGGGUUUCAGAUGAUCAUUUUGGCAUGAAAAUAUUCAUUACGGAAGGUGUCGUACCAACUUUGUGGGAGCAGCUGAAUCCAAAACAGAAGCCGGACAAAGCAGUGGAAGGAUUUGUUGUUGGGGCUUUGAGAAAUCUCUGCGGUGAUAAAGAUGGACAUUGGAGGACAACACUAGAGGGUGGCGGAGUUGACAUUAUUGUUAAACUUCUUUCUUGUAGUAGUGCUUCCACUCAAUCAAAUGCAGCUUCUCUAUUGGCCCGUAUGAUGUUGGCGUUCAGUGAUAGCAUCCCAAAAGUAAUUGAUUCUGGAGGAAUCAAAGCUCUCUUUAGCCUCUUAGCUCAGCAAGAUGAUGUUUCUGUACGUGCCAGUGCAGCUGAGGCUUUAGAGGUUCUGACUUCAAAAUCAACCAAAGCAAAGAAAGCUGUUGUUGACUCACAGGGAGUCACAGCACUGAUAGGAGCUGUCAUUGCUCCUUCUAAAGAAAAAAAGCAAAGUGAGGAAGGAGAGAAACUUCAGCAGCUUGUAUUUGCUCCUUCUAAAGAAAGAAAGCAAGGUGAGGUCGGAGAAAAACUUCAGCGGCAUGCAAUACAAGCUUUAGCCAAUAUAUGUGGCGGAAUGUCUCCUCUGUUACUAUAUCUGGGUGAGCUUGCGCAGUCCCCAAGGUUAGCUGCUCCGGUGGCUGAUAUAAUCGGAGCACUUGCUUAUGCUCUUAUGGUCUUUGAGCACAAUGCAGAAGAAGAACCAUUUGAUGCGACAAAAAUUGAGAAUAUUCUUGCAAUGCUCCUAAAGCCACGGGAUAAUAAGUUGGUUCAGGAGCGUCUUCUUGAGGCUAUGGCAAGCCUUUAUGGCAAUGCUUAUCUGUCAAAACGGGUCCAACAAUCAGAAUCUAAGAAGGCUCUUACUGGGCUCACAACAAUGGCAAGUGGUGAUGCACUAGAGUAUUUAAUACUAUCCCUAUUACGUUUAUGCUGUGAUGGAAUGACUGUUUGGGAAGCAAUUGGAAAGAGGGAAGGAAUUCAGUUACUGAUAUCACUGCUGGGUUUAUCCAGUGAAAAGCAUCAAGAGUAUGCUGUUGAAAUGCUUGCAAUCCUAACUAACCAAAUCAACGAGAGCAAGUGGGCAAUCACUGCUGCUGGUGGGAUCCCACCACUGGUCCAAUUACUAGAAAUGGGGUCUCAAAAGGCUAGGGAAAAUGCAGCACUUAUUAUUCAUAACCUUUGCUGUCAUAGUGAAGACAUUCGUGCCUGUGCUGAAAGUGCUGGAGCUAUACAGGCGUUAUUAUCGCUCCUCAAAAAUGGUGAAUCAAAGGGGCAAGAAGCAUCAUCUAGGGCUUUAACAAAGCUAAUCACAGCAUCUAAUCCAGCUACCACUAAUCAAUUGUUAGUGUUGCUCCUGGGAGAUUUACCAAGCUCAAAGGCCCAUGUAACUGAGGUGUUAGGUCAUGUGCUUACCUUGGCAUCUCACAGUGACCUUGUGAAUAAAGGUGCUGCAGCUAACCAAGGGCUAAUGUCGAUAGUACAUGUUCUUAAUUCCUCAAAUGAACAGACUCAAGUAUGUGCUGCCUCUGUCCUGGCAGAUGUAUUUAGCACUCGACAUGAUAUUUGUGAUAGUCUCGCUACAGAUGAAGUGGUUAAUCCUUGCAUGAAGCUUUUGGGUAGCAAUUCUCCAGCUGUUGCAACACAAUCAGCUCGAGUCUUGCGUGCUUUAUCCCGUGCAUCAAAAGAAAAAUCUACAAAUAAGAUGCCUUAUAUUGGUGAAGGGCAUGUAAAGCCUUUGAUCAAGCUGGCCAAAACAGCACCCAUUGAUUCUGCAGCUACUGCAAUGGCUGCUCUAGCCAAUCUGUUGUCUGAUCCAGAGAUAGCUGCGGAAGCGCUGCAGGAAGACGUUGUUUCAGCUUUGACAAGAGUCUUAGGAGAAGGGUCGUCAGAAGGUAGGAGAAACGCAUCACGUGCCCUUCAUAAGCUAUUGAGGCAUUUUCCCGUUGAAGAUGUAUUCAAUGGAAGUGCUCAAUGUCGAUUUGCUGUUCUAGCUAUGGUGGAAUCAUUAAAUGUGAUGAAUGUUGAUGGUACUGAUACUGCAGAUGCUUUAGACGUUAUUGCACUUUUGACUAGGACAAAACAAGGCACAGAUUCCACUUACCGUUCAUGCCUUGCUGAAGUUCCAUCUAGUUUAGAGCCUCUUGUACAUUGCCUUUCUGAGGGAUCUUCCCUUGUCCAAGAUAAGGCAAUAGAAAUUCUAUCAAGGCUUUGCGGAGAUCAACCAGUUUUUCUGGGUAACCUGUUAUUAUCAAAAUCAAGGUCUAUCGGUGCAUUGGCUGAUAGAAUAAUUAAUUCUUGCACUCUAGAAGUAAGAGUUGGUGGAACCGCAUUGAUCAUUUGUGCUGCCAAGGAGCAUGAACUUCAGUCAAUGGAUGGACUUGAUGCAUCUGGUUACUUGAAACCUCUUAUAUAUGCAUUAGUUGACAUGAUGAAGCCAAACUGCACUUGUUCUUCCCUAGAAAUUGAAGUCAGAACCCCUAGAGGCUUCACAGAAAGAACUCCAUUUGGAGAAGGAAAUGAGUUUGAAGCUCCUGAUCCAGCAAUAGUUUUGGGGGGUACAGUUGCGCUUUGGUUGCUCUCAAUAAUUUCAUCAUUUCAUGUCAAGAACACAUCCACUGUAGUGGAAGCUGGGGGACUUGAGGCCCUUGCUGACAAGCUUGCAAGGCAUGGUUCCAACCCACAGGCAGAAGAUGCAGAGGGCACGUGGAUCAGUGCACUGCUAUUAGCUAUUUUAUUCCAGAAUCCAAACAUUAUAUCCUCUCCAACAAUCAUGCGCAUUAUACCUUCGCUUGCACUUCUUCUGAAAUCAGAUGAAAUGAUUGUCCGACUUUUUGCUGCUCACGCAAUAGCCAGUCUUGUCUGUCAUCGGAAAAAGGGAAUAAAUCUUACUGUUGUAAAUUCAGGUGCAAUCACUGGUCUGAUAAGCUUGAUUGGUCACAUUGAAAUAGAUAUGCCAAAUCUUGUUGCUCUAUCCGAAGAAUUCUCAUUAGUAAGAUACCCAGAUCAGGUUUCUCUGGAAGUCCUCUUUGAAAUUGAGGAAGUGAGAGUUGGUUCCGCUGCACGCAGAACUAUCCCUUUAUUGGUGGAUCUGUUAAAACCACUUCCAGAUAGAGCAGGUGCCCCCCCAUUAGCUGUUCGUCUUUUGACUCAAAUUGCAGAUGGCAAUGAUGAAAACAAAUCAAUUAUGGCUGAAGCUGGCGCACUGGAUGUUCUAGCAAAGUACCUAUCUUUGAGCCCUCAAGACUUGACCGAGGCAACUAUUUCUGAACUACUGAGAAUUAUAUUUAGCAAUUCUGAUCUUAUUCAACAUCAAGCUGCAGUUAGUUGCUCUGUUCAACUGAUUGCUGUCCUUCGUUUGGGGUCAAGGAGUGCAAGGCUGAGUGCUGCUAGUGCUUUAAAAGAACUCUUUGAUAAUGAGAAGAUUAGAAAUUCUGCAGCAUCAGUUCAAGCAGUUCAACCUUUGGCGGACAUGCUUGAUGCUACAUCAGAAAGUGAACAAUAUGUUGCCCUUAGUUCCUUGGUCAAGUUGACUUCAGGGAAUGAUUCAAAAGCAGCAGUGAUGGCUGAUUUAGAUAGGAAUCCUCUUGAGAGUUUAUACAAAAUUCUGUCUUCAUCUUCUCCGAUGGAACUGAAAAGUGAUGCUGCUGAAUUAUGCUUUGUACUUUUUGGUGAUCCAAAUAUCAGAAUAUUGCCCAUUGCUUCUGAGUGCUUAGAUCCCCUUGUCCUGCUUAUGCAAUCAGAUGUGGAAAGAGCCGUGGAAUCAGCUGUUUGUGCUUUCGAGAGGUUGUUAGAUGAUGAGCAUCCGGUGGAUCUUGCAUCAGCAAACGAGCUUGUUGGUAUUCUGGUUCAUCUGAUUUCUGGAUCAAACCAUCGGCUCAUUGAAGCGAGUAUUUUUGCACUUAUUAAGCUGGGCAAAGACCGAACUCCACGCAAGUUGGAUAUGGUGAAAGCAGGAAUAUUAGAAAAUUGUCUUGAGCUACUCCCUACUGCAUCCAGUUCCUUGUGCUCCACAAUUGUAGAACUCUUCCGUGUCUUGACAAAUAGUAGUGCUAUUUCAAAAAGUCCAUCUGCUGCAAAAAUCGUAGAACCUCUUUUUACGGUUUUGCAGCGGUCAGAUUUUGGAUUGUGGGGACAGCACAGUGCGUUGCAAACUCUUCUAAAUAUUCUAGAGAAGCCACAAUGUCUUGCAACUCUAAAACUUACUCCUAGCCAGGUCAUUGAGCCUCUGAUUUCCUUCCUUGAAUCCCCAGCUCAAGCUAUCCAACAGCUUGGCACCGAACUGCUAUCCCAUCUCCUUGCACAAGAGCAUUUUAAGCAAGAUAUAACAUCAAAAAAUGCAGUAGUGCCCCUAGUGCAGCUAGCAGGCAUUGGUAUCUUGAAUUUGCAACAGACAGCAAUUAGUGCUUUAGAAAGUAUCUCAUUAAAAUGGCCAAAUGAAGUUGCUGAUGCCGGUGGCAUUUUUGAGCUUUCAAAGGUUAUCGUUCAAGAUGAUCCCCUACCUCCUGAUACAUUAUGGGAGUCAGCAGCUAUGAUUCUCUGCAAUGUCAUACAAUCUAACGCUGAUUAUUACCUCAAGGUUCCCCUGGUGGUUCUUGUAAAGAUGCUGUAUUCAACGGUGGAGAGUACUGUUACUCUUGCACUUAAUGCUCUGAUAGAUCUUGAAAAGACUGAUCUAUCUAAUGGUGAACUGAUGGCUGAAGCUGGUGCUGUAGAUGCUCUUCUAGAUCUGCUAAGAUCUCACCAGUAUGAAGAAGCAUCAGCAGGACUGAUUGAAGCUCUAUUCAACAACGUCCGAAUACGAGAAUUGAAGGUAUCUAAGUAUGCAAUAGCACCUCUAGCACAAUAUUUACUAGAUCCACAGACUACAUCGCAGUCCCCAAGGCUUCUUGCUGCUCUUGCACUUGGUGAUCUCUCCCAGCAUGAAGGACUUGCUAGAGCAACUGAUUCUGUAUCUGCCUGUCGAGCACUGAUAAGUUUGCUUGAAGAUCACCCAACGGAAGAGAUGACAAUGGUGGCCAUUUGUGCAUUGCAAAAUUUUGUCAUGCACAGCCGAACCAACAGGAGAGCUGUCGCAGAAGCAGGUGGAAUAUUACUAGUUCAAGAACUACUUCUGUCCCCUAAUUCAGAAAUUGUAGUCCAGGCAGCUCUGCUCAUAAGGUUUUUGUUCUCAAAUCAUACGCUUAAGGACUAUGCAUCAAAUGAACUUAUCAGAUCUUUGACAGCUGCGCUAGAGAAGGAAUUUUGUGCCACAGAAACUGCUAAUGAAGAGAUCUUGAAGAGCAUUUACAUUAUAUUUUCCAAUUUUCCCAAGCUCCAACUUUCUGAAGCUGGGACCCUUUGUAUCCCUUAUCUGGUGACAGCACUGAAAUCUGGCAGCGAGGCUGCUCAGGAUUCAGUGUUGACCACAUUGUGCUUACUCCAACAAUCCUGGUCAACCAUGCCAAUUGACGUCUCAAAAUCUCAAGCAAUGGUUGCAGCUGAAGCCAUUCCAAUCCUACAAAUGCUGAUAAAAACUUCCCCACCAGGUUUCCAUGAACGAGCAGACAGCCUGCUGCAUUGCUUACCAGGUUGUUUGACCGUCACCAUUAAGCGUGCAAACAAUCUAAGACAUGUCAUGGGAGGGACAAAUCCUUUUUGUCGAUUGACUAUCGCCAAUGGUCCGGCACGACAAACUAAGGUCGUUAGUCGCAGUACAUCCCCAGAAUGGAAUGAAGGAUUCACAUGGGCUUUUGACGUUCCACCAAAGGGACAAAAGUUGCAGAUCUCGUGCAAAGGCAAAACUACUUUUGGAAAGUCUACGCUUGGGAGUGUAACGAUCCAAAUUGAUAAAGUGGUAAAUGAAGGCAUACAGACUGAUACUUACAGCCUCAGUCAUGAACGCAACAAGGAUGGCUCAUCCCAGACUCUAGAGGUUGAGAUCACCUGGUCCAAUAGGACGUCCAAUGAAAGUGUUAAGUGAACCAAGACUGGUAUAAUGCAACUUGAUUCCCCAUUUACGGUGCUGGACCUGGCAACCAGUCAACAGAGCAUUAAGAAAAGUUAUACGAUCCCCUAACGAGCAACAAUUUGUUCACGUCCCAGGCUAAUGCAACAGCACAUCAACAUCUGCUGAAGGCUCAGUUUUGUAGUAUUGAAAGCAUUAAUGCCUCUGGUGCAAAAAACUUCCAGAUAGUUGUGAGGGCCAAAGAAGUCUGGGGAGAAGAAGUCCCCAUACUAGAAUGAUAGUCUUGUCUAUUUAAGCACCACACUGUACAGAUUCUUCUGUAGCUCU